Messenger RNA from Dictyostelium purpureum, 333 nucleotides. RefSeq lists its product as uncharacterized. The record is from RefSeq and is a predicted model, not a curated record. NCBI's taxonomy places the organism in Eukaryota, Evosea, Eumycetozoa, Dictyosteliales, Dictyosteliaceae. The transcript has a single exon. The annotation marks the transcript as partial.
AAAUUAAUCAAAAUAGGUGACAAAAAUGAAAUAACUAAAGAGUUUUCAAAUAAAGAUGUUGAGUUAUUUUCAGAAUUAUCAGGUGAUAAAAAUCCAAUACAUUUGAAUGAAGAAUAUGCUUCAACAACUAAAUUUAAAAAACCAAUUGUCCAUGGAUCAUUAGUAUCUUCACUUAUAUCAACUGCAGUUUCCAAAUCAUAUCCAGGUGCAAUUUACGUUAAACAAGAAUUUAAUUAUUUAAAGCCUACUUUUAUAAAUGAUAGGGUUAAAGCUGAGGUUACAAUAUCCAAUAUUCUUGGUAAAAAAAUUUAUUUUCAUACAAAAUGUACAAUA